Molecule: messenger RNA, 2814 nt
Organism: Brachypodium distachyon (stiff brome)
Lineage: Eukaryota; Viridiplantae; Streptophyta; Magnoliopsida; Poales; Poaceae
Product: L-type lectin-domain containing receptor kinase IX.1
Exons: 3
Coding region: 623-2605 (660 amino acids)
Biological process (GO): protein phosphorylation
Cellular component (GO): plasma membrane
Molecular function (GO): ATP binding; protein kinase activity
Source: RefSeq, a predicted model, not a curated record
AUCCCGUCCUCUCGCAUCUUCAGCGUACGCAAUCAGCGGGAGAGCCGUGGCGACGGCUUCGCUCGCACGCAGCGUCGUCAGUCAGAGAGGAGAAGGGUUUCGACUGUUCAAGUGAGUCGUCGUCGUCUUCCCCUCUCUUGAUUUCCAUUUUUUGUUUCCCUGCAUCCAAGUGCUCCAGACCACGGGUGUUGCUUCUUAGCCACACUAAUAGAAACCAGCCUACUCUCACCGCACAAACGCAUCUAAUCCCCUCGUCAAUGUACCGUCUGUUAUUCUUGCGCGCCAACUGUUUGUGGUUUUGUCAGAGCAGGCAGCAACUGUUGUUGGUUCUUUGGGGUAGUACACCACGGACAGAAGCCGCUAAAAUUUCAAUUUAUACACCAAGGGUUUGUAGGCAUUGGGAUGAUUCUGCAUUUACGUGCCAAAAAUACCCAAAGCCACUUGUCGUGGACUUCUGAGUUCUGACAAGGACACACAGCCGCCCGAUUACGGCCGGCAGUAGCUUUGAAAAAUCCUUGUAGAAAUCUGUGGCUACAGCCUGGCUCCAAGCGAGCCAAGAGUUCUUCGUCCAUGCCGUACGUGGCUCGUCUUCUUCUCGCAGGGAGACACGGCGAGAUCGAACAUGGACACCGUGUUCCUGUUCUUCCUCCUCGUUUUCUCGCUGCCCCAUGGAAUUACCUUUUCCGCCGCCGCCGACCGGUGCGACCGCCGUUGCGGCGGUUUCACCGUCCCUUACCCUUUCGGGUUCUCCGCCGGCUGCCCCAUCCUGCUCUCCUGCGACGCCAACGCCUCCACGCCGACGGCGACCCUCCCAAUCAGAGCACCCAACGGCAUGUCCUACCACGUCGUGGCCUUCAACUCCUCCGCCUCGACCGUCCUCGUCGCGGUCCCGCCGUCGUGCGCCCGCACCGUAAAGGAAGCGAGGACCGCGCUAUCUGGCCCCAACUACGGCGUCUCCGCCCGCACGGGGCUCUUCCUCCGCGGGGGCGAGUGCCGCGCGCCGCCCGAUGCCUCCGCUUGCAGCCUUCCCUCCGGCGUCAUCUCCAGCCUGCUCCGCACGGCGCAGUGCGCCGCCGCUUGGAACGACGGCACCGCCGUGGCGUGCAUCGCCUCCGCUGCGGCCCCGAACGCCACGUUCCUGCGAUGGGAGAAGGCAGAGGAGAACACCAACUGCAACGACGUGCUGACGUCAGCGGUUUUCGUGGAGGGGAAGUCGUCCAUGGAGUUCGGCGUGGCGGACCUGGGCUGGUGGCUCGAUGGGACGUGCGCCGCUGUCGGCGACAAAGGCGCUGGGAGUUGCGCGGCCAACGCGACGUGCACCGACGUGCGGACGCCGGGAAGGACGACGGGGCACCGGUGCGUGUGCAAUGCGGGGUUGGACGGCGACGGCUUCUCCGCCGGCGACGGAUGCUACCCUCCGAGAUUUGUGCAUGUCUCAAUAUCGACACGGUGGAUCCUCCUGCUGGCGGUUGUCAUCGUUUACCUGCUUUCUAUCACCAUCGUGGCUUGCUUCCUCUUGUGCCGUCGGAAAAUGCGCAAUGCUAGGAAGACGGUGAGACGACUAUCAAGAGAGGCGACCGUAUACCACGACGAACUAGGGGAUAAUGAGCUCGACCAAGGAACCACCGGCCCUCGGCGAUUUUCCUACCAUGAACUUGCUGCCGCUACCAACAAAUUCUGCGACGACGGGGUGCUUGGUAAAGGAGGCUUCGGGUCCGUGUACCGAGGAUUCCACGGUGGCAUGAACCGUGAAUUGGCUGUCAAGAGGGUGUCCGAGACCUCUCGACAGGGCUGGAAAGAGUUUGUCUCAGAAGUGAGGAUCAUCAGCCGGCUCAGGCACCGAAACCUUGUGCAACUCAUUGGUUGGUGUCAUGGCGACGACGAGUUGCUCCUUGUAUACGAUCUGAUGCACAAUGGCAGCCUCGACACCCAUCUGUACGCAACAGAUAGCGUGUUGGCAUGGUCUGUAAGGUAUGAGAUAGUGCUCGGUCUAGGUUCCGCGCUCCUGUAUCUGCACGAAGACACAGAGCAGCGUGUGGUGCAUAGGGACAUCAAGCCAAGCAACAUCAUGCUGGACGCCUCGUUCACCGCCAAGCUUGGCGACUUCGGGCUCGCCAGGCUCAUCAACGACGGUCGAAGGUCACACACAACAGGCAUAGCUGGCACGAUGGGGUAUAUUGACCUGGAGUGCGUGCUCGCUGGCAGGACAAGCGUCGAGUCAGACGUCUACAGCUUCGGUGUUGUCCUCCUCGAGAUCACCAGUGGCCGCCGUCCGGCGGUAGUUACUAGAGACGAGGAGGUCAUCCGCUUGGUGCAGUGGGUAUGGGAUUUUUACGGCGGAGGAGCGAUCCUUGACGCCGCCGACAAGCGCCUAAGCGGCAGCGGUAUUGAAGGUCAGGAGAUGGAACGUGUGAUGAUCGUUGGACUCUGGUGCGCGCACCCCGACCGCGGCCUACGGCCCUCCAUCAGGCAAGCCAUGAACGUGCUACGGUGUGAAGCGCCGUUGCCAAGCCUCCCGGCGAGGAUGCCAGUUGCAACCUACGGGCCACCAACUAAUUCUUUGGGUUCUGGAACAAUGGUCAUGAGCAGUGUUGGCGGCCGAUGAUGAUGAUCAAAGGGAAUCAAAGGGAAUAAUUGUUUUUCUCUGGGACGGAGCCUCAUAUUCCACCUAUGAGGCCUGGCCUUUUCUUCAAAUUGUUGAUAUUUAGCCAUUUCAGCUUCACUGAGAUUUUUGAAUUUUCAUUUUGAUUGUGAAACCUAUAUGAGGCGUCUCUCUCCAAAUUGUUGAUAUUGUAACAAUUCUAGCUGAGCAUA